Pantherophis guttatus is the source of this 5719-nucleotide messenger RNA. It is a transcript of the gene SLC13A3, whose product is annotated as solute carrier family 13 member 3. The record is from RefSeq and is a predicted model, not a curated record. Gene Ontology annotation, cellular component: plasma membrane. Gene Ontology annotation, molecular function: sodium:dicarboxylate symporter activity; citrate transmembrane transporter activity; succinate transmembrane transporter activity. Gene Ontology annotation, biological process: succinate transmembrane transport; citrate transport. NCBI's taxonomy places the organism in Eukaryota, Metazoa, Chordata, Lepidosauria, Squamata, Colubridae.
CUCCUCCUCCUUCCUCCCCUGAGAUAAAACCUCGGUCCCGGCGCUGCGUCCGGUCUCACUUAAGCCGGUCCCGUGGGGUGUUUGUCAGGGUAUGGCAGCGCUGGGAGCCGUAGUGAAGAAAGUGUGGUGUAUCCGCCGCUAUUUGGUGCUUCUGUGCGCUCCGCUGGUGCUGCUGCCCAUCCUCUUCAACCUGCCCCCCAAGGAAGGAAAAUGUCUCUAUGUCAUUUUGGUGAUGGCUAUAUAUUGGUGCACUGAAGCGCUGCCUUUAUCAGUGACGGCUCUUCUCCCUAUAAUUCUGUUUCCGUUCCUUGGAAUUCUCCCAGCCAGCAAAGUUUGUCCCCAAUACUUUUUAGACACCAACUUCCUCUUUUUGAGUGGCUUGACCAUGGCGGCUGCCAUUGAAGAGUGGAAUCUGCACCGUAGAAUUGCAUUGAGAAUACUUAUGUUAGUGGGAGUCCAACCAGCCAGGCUCAUUUUAGGCAUGAUGCUAACAACUUCCUUCUUGUCUAUGUGGCUGAGUAACACAGCCUCUACUGCUAUGAUGCUACCAAUUGCAUUGGCUGUUUUAAAAAGCCUUUUUGGAGAUAAGGAAACAUCUAAUGAUUGCAAUAGGGUAAAAGAGGAAAAUAAAGGUUCGGUACAUCAGAAUAAACUUCACAUGGUGCCAACUGAGAUGCAGCUUCUGACAAAUGCUAAUGAGAAAGACAUGACUGAAGAGAAGGAAGUCACAGUUGACAUUUCCGUGGAUGCAAUGAAGGAAGAACAAUACAAGGCAAAUGUAUGGAAAGCAUUUCUGAUUUCUAUCCCUUAUGCUGCUAGUAUUGGUGGAACAGCAACACUGACUGGGACAGCCCCGAAUCUCAUUCUUUCAGGACAGUUAAAGAGUUAUUUUCCAGGAUGUGAUGUUGUGAACUUUGGCUCUUGGUUUGUGUUUGCCUUUCCCUUAAUGGUACUUUUCCUUUUUCUUGGAUGGCUCUGGAUAUGCUUCCUUUAUGGAUGCAUUAGCUUAAGAGACUGCAAAAAGAAAAAAUCGGAGAUAAGAGCUGAUGCAGAAGGCAGAGCUCGGGCAGUUAUAACGGAAGACUAUGAGAAACUGGGACCGAUAAAGUUUGCAGAGCAGGCAGUAUUUGUUCUCUUCUGUUUAUUUGCCAUCCUGCUAUUCUCCAGAGAUCCAAAAUUCAUAACAGGUUGGGCAAGCUUAUUCAAACCAGGGUUUGUCUCAGAUGCAGUUACUGGAAUCACAAUAGUGACAAUACUGUUCUUCUUCCCAGCGAAAAAGCCAUCUCUUAAAUGGUGGUUUGAUCUAAAAGCAUCAAAUGUUGAGAAUGAACCUUUGCUAACUUGGAGAAAAGCCCAAGAAAGUGUUCCUUGGAAUAUAAUUCUGUUGCUUGGAGGAGGAUUUGCAAUGGCAAAAGGAUGUGAGGAAUCAGGUUUGUCUGUCUGGAUUGGCGGUCGUCUUGAUCCUCUGGAGAAUCUCCCUCCUCCUGUGGCUGUAAUUCUCAUCACAGCAGUCAUAGCAAUGUUCACAGAAUUUGCCAGUAACACAGCUACAAUCAUCAUCUUCUUGCCUGUCUUGGCAGAACUGGCCAUUCGUUUGAAAGUGAAUCCACUCUACUUAAUGAUACCAGGAACUGUAGGAUGCUCUUUUGCCUUCAUGCUUCCAGUCUCUACACCCCCAAAUUCCAUUGCUUUUGCUUCUGGCCAUUUGAUGGUCAAAGACAUGGCGAGAACUGGCCUACUGAUGAAUUUGAUGGGAAUCUGUCUUCUGAGCUUGGCCAUCAAUACGUGGGCUAUGAGCAUCUUUCAGCUAGGCAGCUUUCCUUCCUGGGCCAACAUCCAUAUGGAAAAUGCAACCACUCUUUUGGAAGAUGCUCAGAACAUUACUUUGAACUUAACUAUAAAUAAACUUAUAUAACUAUUACUUAACUAUAAGUAAAGCAACUUUAUUGAUGAGAUUGGGUGAGAAAACGUCUGUCCUCAAAUCUGAGCACUAAAUUAAAUUGAUAUUGAAUACAGGUACGCAUGGAAGGACAUACUGUUGAUGCGCCUCCACCAUAGGACCAUCAUGUGUUUUUGUUUGUUUUUACAAAUCUUUGUAAAUACUCAUUGACUAUUUGAAAGACAUAAAAGACUUUUUCAUUUUUCAUUCAAAGAAUUAUCAAGUAGCUCUAGAUAGUCUUUCACUGUUUGAGCCCUAGAAGAUCUUUCCCCAUCUUUUGUUGUUCAAAUAAAGGGGAUUAUUUUGCUUUACUAAAGAUGAUCAUUGCCUAAAUAUAGGCAUAUCUGGCUAUUUAAUGUAGGAGCAUAUUACAUCUGAAUACAGAAGCACAUGAGUAAUUAAAACAAUGUAUCUUCCCUUGAAUCAGAAAGCUUAUUGCAAACUAUAUAUUCUCUGCCAGAUACAGGCACAGCAGGUUAUCAAAGCAGAAAUGUUUUUAAAAAUCAUAUUAUAUUGUUUGACUAAGGUAGUGACAACUUAGUUGAGUCUGUGAUGUUUAGAAGAAACCCGGUGAGCAGAUAAUAUUGAUAAUAUUAUAAAUCUGAGUUGUUCUGAAAGAUAACAGGUAAAAUGGAAAAUGUUUGCAUAUAUGUGCAAAUACAGGUGGGAAAGUACUGAAUAUAGAAAGAAAAGUGUUGAUCAUCCUUAUUUUCUGUGUGAUAUUUAUUGACCAUCUAUAAACAAAAUAGCCAUAAUAAGGUCAAAUAAAGAUACUCAGAACUGGCAGGGCAGCCAAUUCUGUUGAACAUUGAUAGGAAUCUGUAGUAACUUAAAUGCUGUUAUCACCUCUUAGGCCAGAGUUUCCUUUCUCAAAAUUGUUGAAAACCCUGAUAUGUAUUAAAGAGCAUGUCAGUAGAUCAAUACCCUUGAUUUGGUGCCUUUUGUGUCUGUUUCUUGAGGCCAAAGUACAGUACCCAUUUUGUGUAUUUUUAAAAAUUUUGUUUGAACAUGUACACUCUCUCCUACCAGAAUUACACACUUAGGGAUUUUAAUUAUAUUCUUGAUCAAUUCUAUAUGUGCACGAUGAUCUCUAAACAAUUUCUCUAGUGACAUAAAAGAUGAAGUUAAGCUGUAUAAAAGAAUUGGAUAUGGCACCCCAGACAUAACCAAAAGUUGCUCUCAAACUAUAGUUUUUUUAUGUGAUAAAAAGGGGGUAAUUGCUAAAUAUAUGGCUAGAGAGAAUUAUAAAUGUAAUUAAUGUUAAUAACAUGUAAAUAUGAGUAAAAUGAAAUUAUAUAUGGUUUUUGCCAUGAAUAUGUCCAUGAAUUUUGGGACUCAACGUUCAACUUCAAAUGAGUUUCCAACACAUAAAAUGUUGCCUGCCCACAACUGCCAUACACAAGUUUAUUAGUCCUGUAAAUGAUAAACAAUUUAUUGAUGAAAAAGGGGAGGGAUGCAGAUUUUCUGAAUUAAAAUGAUCCUUUAACAAAAAGCAAUUACUAUGAAAAAUUGUCAACAGUAAGAUUUUGAAAUGAGAACUUAGCCAGUUCUAGAUUUUACCAUGUCCUAUUGUCUUAUUGCAGACUUGCUAGAUUCCUUCAGUGCAUUCUUGAUCCCAUAAAUGUCACGGAUUUGAAGUAAUCCAAAAUCCGAAAGUAAAGUUGAAUGCUGGUCUGUUCUCAUUCAAAAAUAAUUGAAAGUGAAACUUAAUGCUGGUCUGCUCUCAUUAAGCUUAAGUGACUGGUUACCCUUAGCAUUAUUCUAGAUUUUUUUUACAGUAGAUAGCAAUGUAUAUGAAGGAAUCUGAACUGGUAUUAAGGUUUGUUUUGUAUUGUUCUCUAGAGUAUGUUAGAUUCCACCAAAAGCACUAUCUGACUCCAUAUAAAAUAAAUUAAUGUGCUGGGCAUAGGAUAGAGCAGUGUUUCUCAACCUUGGCCACUUGAAGAGGUAUGGACUUCAACUCUCAGAAUUCAAUUCCCCAUGCCAGCUAGGGAAAUUUGGGAGUUGAAGUCUACACAUCUUCAAAUGACUUAGGUUGAGAAAAAACUGGAAUAGGGUGUGGCUUCUUUUUAUACUUGCCAUUGUCCAUUGGAGAAAUUUAUCUGGUAUAAAGUAAAAUGACAAACUUCACUUGGUGGUGGCAUUAGUUAUUGGCAGCAUCAUACCUGAGAAUGCUUUAUCACAGAUCAUAGUCGCUAUCUAGAUCUCUCCCUCUAUGUGUCCAAAUCAUGAAAAUGGUAAAAGUUUUGAUUGUUGAUCUUCCCAUGGCCAUUAGUCCUUUGUGGGGAAUUAUUUGCUGCUUGGAUUUGAGAGACGGAUGUUAAAAUCUGAUCAGUUUUUAUUGAUUGAUGAUCUGUGUACUUUCAGUGAAAGUGUUUGCGUAUGAACAUUGAUUCCAAUCAACACUGUAAACCUGAUUCUGUGUUAUAUUAUUAUAUAUGUGUGUAUAAGAAUUGGACUUUAAGCAAGUAUAAGAUCAAUGUUGAAAGCACGCUUUGGAAGAUUUAAUAUAAGGAAUUGUGCUGAGGGUGUAUGGAAGUUCAGCCAUGAAUUUUGCAAUGAUUAAUUUUGUUAUUCCUUGCCUAGGCUUAAAUCAGGAUUUGUUUCUGGAGCAUAUGUGGCAAACAGAAUGCUGGGUUGCCUUUCUUACUAUCUCCUGUUAAAGGUUCAUGCUAGUAUAAAAAUUAUAUUAAAUCAACAUCACUGAUGUAAAAUUAGGAAAAGGUCAAACUAAAAUCAUUGACAUAUAACCACCCAAGCAUCAGAUGACAUAACUCCAGAUACCUAAGGUGCAUAAUUGUGAUGACUGAGAAUAAAAUGCAUUAAUUAGUCUAUGGCAUUGUUAUGUUCUAUGUGAGUCACAAGGAAGGCAUGAUGUCUAGCCUUUUUUUUCAUGAACAUGAUGUAAUGUCCAAAUGAACGUUUCUAUUAAUUUCCACAGUAUAAAACAAGAUAAUUAUGUUGUCUAGGCUAGCUAUAGAAUUGUAAAAGUUGAAAAAAAUCCAGGCAACCACUAGAUGGCAAUGGUUGUCUGAAUUUUUGCAGGUUGGAUCUCAAGCCUUUAAGGUACGGGUGUCAAAUUCGAUGCCUCACGUUGCCAUCACGUGAUGUUUCGUGACCUUUUCCCCCAUUCGCAGAGCUGGGGUGGGUGUGGCCUGCGCGUGAUGCAUCUGGCCCAUGGGCCACCAGUUUGACACCCCUGCAGCUUAAGGGAAUGGAAUAUUUUUGCUAAAACUACAACACUGUAUUUAUUUUUUGACACAAAUAUUAUGAAGCUUCUAAAAAAUUACAUAGAAGAAAUAUCAGUGAUAAAUACAGUGCUUAUAAAUCACUAAUAAAAACAAUAAAAUAAUUGCUUUAAAAAAUACUAAGGAAAAAUACUAAUGUCAGCAUUUUGAAUGACAGAAGAACUUAUCCAAAUACCCUUCUUUGUUAGCUUAUAUUAUGGCUGCCACGCACCCCUGACUGGGGAAUUUAAGCAUUGAAAUUUUUACUUCUAUAAAAGCAUGUAUGGAAAAUAAACUAUUUUAUUUAAUGUUUAAAUAUUGGGCAUGAUUACAAAUGCAGCCAUUAAAAAAACUUUUAAUUUGGUCUCUAUAAACUUGGUAUCUGGUUUUUCCCUGCAGGAAUCUUGCAUCUAUCAUACUGUAUAGCUUUUACUUUGAAGAGAGUGGGCCCACCUAUUUUUAGUUAUGGGUGCAGCUACUACUGGCAUGUUGUGUUUGGUGUGUGUGCUUUCCCAGACCCUAAAAAAAUAAAGGUUCCUGUGAUCAAGCUUGA